UGUGCAGUUGUCGAACUAUAUACAGUGCGACCAUUACAUCUAGCGAAUUAAAAUUGGAAAGUAAUAGUUAAACUUGACACGAAUUUCAGUUGAAAAUGAUGCAAUUCGAUUAAAUUUAUGUGAUAUGUGCGAAUUCAAUUAAAUGUCAUUGGUGAAUUAUUAUUCGUAUUUAAAACCACUGGAAAAUUUAAAGUUCCAAUAUUUCUGUGAUAUAUUUUUGUAAGUAAUUGUGCGGUAUUAGUUUUUGUGGCUGUGAUUUAUUUUUAGUUUGCUUGACAAUUUUUUUAUGUGACAAUGGAAUCGAAAAAGAUAAAGAAACGUUCUUACCCAAAAUCAGUAUUUUUCAUCGUCAGCAAUGAAUUUUGCGAGAGAUUCAAUUACUAUGGAAUGCGAACGGUCCUCAUCUUAUACCUUACAAACAUUCUUUUUUAUUCCGAUGCGGAUGCUAAAAUCAUUUACCACUCCUUCAAUAUGUUCUGCUAUUUCUUCCCAAUUUUCGGCGCCAUUAUCUCAGACAGUUAUUUGGGAAAAUUCAAUACGAUUUUCUAUGUAUCGAUGAUAUACGCCUGCGGUAGUGUAUUGCUAACGUUGUCUGCUAUUGAUCCAUUAGGAAUUCCUCAGAAGGCAUUCACAGUCAUAUCACUGCUGCUCAUGGCGAUAGGUGCAGGAGGAAUAAAACCAUGCGUGUCCGCAUUCGGUGGAGAUCAGUUCAUGCUGCCUCAACAAGAACUUCAAUUAGCGACGUUCUUCUCGCUCUUCUAUUUCUCCAUUAACGCAGGAAGUUUGAUCUCAACGUUUUUAACGCCGGUGUUAAGAAACGACGUGCACUGCUUCGGAAACGACAGCUGCUUUCCUUUGGCUUUUGCUGUACCUGGUGUUUUGAUGAUCAUUUCUAUUGUUAUAUUCGCCCUCGGUAGACCUCUAUAUAAAAUUAAAAAACCACAAGGGAACGUUAUAGUCGAUGUUGGAAAAUGUAUAUCGCACGCCAUUGUACGUAAGAUCAAAUCAGAUGAAAAACGCGACCAUUGGUUGGAUUACGCCGAAGAACAAUACGGAUCUCAAUUAGUAAGCGACAUCAAAGCCACCCUUCACGUACUGGUUUUAUACAUUCCGCUUCCAAUCUUUUGGGCCCUCUAUGAUCAACAAGGUUCCGGAUGGACGCUGCAAGCCGUCAGAAUGGACGGCGACAUCGGUUUUUAUACGAUUUUACCGGACCAAAUGCAAGUGGUGAAUCCCCUGCUGAUUUUGGCUUUCAUUCCCAUUUUUACGUACUGGGUGUACCCGCUCUUGGCCAAAGUGAACCUGUUGAAGGUUUCUUUGCAUCGGAUGAUUUGCGGCGGAUUUUUGGCAGCAGUUGCUUUCGCAAUAACAGCCUUGAUAUCGAUUGCCAUAGAAAACUCCGAUCCCAUAUUACCAUCAAGCGGUAAUAUCCAGCUUCGAUUGUACAACCCAAACCUCGAUUGUCCCGUUACUGUUACUGCAGACUUCAACAAUUUUACCUCUAAAGUAGAAUCGAAUGAUUACCGAAUAUACAGAGGAAUCGAACUCCCAGAAUCCAAAAAUAUUACUUUUAAUUUUGAAUCGAGUUGUUUCGAGCCAUUUUCUCAAGUGCAUCAGCUAGAUCCGGCCAAGGCUUAUGGAAUUUUGACUAGAAAAGGCAGCGCUGAAAUUUACAAAGAUGACGUUGCCAAGAAUAAAAAAGGAAAUGCAGUUGUAAGAACCUUAGAUUUUGCUGGUGAUCAGACAGUGAAAUACGUAAAUUCAAAGGAAUCGACAAUCACAAAAAACACAACAACUGCCGUGGAAGUUCCCUCUCCUGGAAAAUAUUCAAUAGAGAUCAAUGGUAAACCCACAGGAAAAUUUGUGGUAUUUAAAUUGGGUGGAGUCUACGCUGUCAUGAUAAAACAGAACGGCAGUGACGUCAUAACGAACAGCAUAAUAGUGACGGAACCCAACAGCGUUCACAUACUUUGGUUGCUGCCGCAGUACUUCAUCAUAACGGCCGGCGAAAUUAUGUUCUCGAUUACCGGAUUGGAGUUUUCCUAUUCCCAAGCGCCGGUUACUAUGAAAUCCUUACUGCAAGCGUGCUUCCUUUUGACCACGGCCUUCGGAAAUUUGAUCAUCGUCGUUAUCGAGUCGAUUAAAAUAUUCGAUAAACAGAGUAACGACUUCUUCCUCUACACCGGUUUGAUGGUGAUAGACAUUGUUAUCUUCGCCUUCAUGGCCAUGCGAUAUAAAUACGUCAAUUUUGAAGAUUCGGACGUUUCGGAAGAAACCAUUCCAGAAAUCGAAGAUGAAAAGAGUGAAAAGAAAGAAAAGAAUGGCAUCGAAAAUCCAUCGUUCGUCAAAACCUAAUAAGAAAGGUCUUUUUUUGUAAAGUGUACUUAAAUAUUUAUUAGAUUAUGUAAAAGACCUAGAUAUGCCUACUUUAAAAUAAAAAUAAAAAGUAUUUGUCAGGCAUAACGCUGUUUAGCAGAAAUGACUCGUUACAAUUGUAAUAAUGUCCAAAAACAUUCUAAUUAGGACUUGGAAUUCGGGUGUUAUGGGAUAUAAAUACGCCCCUACUUUAUAGUAUUGACUUUUUGCAAUAAUGAAGCAAAUAUUCAGUUGGUCCAGCCAUUCUUUACACGUACUUCAUAUCUAAUAUGCAUACGAAAUGAGCAGUGUCGUUCCAAAUAAACUAAAAAGUGAAAUUUUUUGAUUGACUGUACCAAAGAACAAUAUAUAGAACUGUCAACUGUCACUUAUGCCUGUUGAAGUGUCAUUUGUCAAUUAUCGAAAUUUGUAAAUGAGCAAUGAAGCUUGAGCAGUGACGAGCAGAUAUAAGUGAAUUAUAAAAUUGUUCCAAUUUUGGUACAAUUGUACACCUAGUACAAUAUUUUUAUUCCGACUAACAUUUUCCAUUUUUAAAUGAAGAAAUUCUAUAUAAGAUAAAAUAAUUAUUUCUUUGAAGACAUUCCAAACAAAAUGCCCAUAGGUUAUAACAGAUUAUAAUAUGGCAACCCUGUGGGUCUGGUGAUUUGACAGUAUCGAUGAAAUAGAUAGUUAUAUAGACUGAUCAUCUAUGUUUUUCAAAAUAAACAUAAGCUUAUGGCUUAAAGUAAAAAUGUAGGUAAUUAUUUUGUUUACUAUAAUCAAAGGCUGAAAAUAUUUGUUUCAAAACACAUUUUUGUUAAACUGAUUCUGAUUAAUGAACACUUGCAAUAUGGCCGCUCGCAAAACAACCCGCUUUGAGCAAUCUAUAUGUAUAACUACAUGUUUCAUUGACCCUGUCAAAGACAACAGAACCACAGGGUUGCCAUAUCAUAACCUGUCAUUAUCCACGGGCAGCAUUUUGACAGGUCCUUGGAAUGUCUAAUUCUAUAGGAUGUUCCAUUUCAUGAGAAACUCGACUGGAAUUAUGAUGACAAAGAACAUUGAUGUCUCAGAAUAUAAAUAUACGUCCUAGGUGCCUUCACAGUUCUCCUUGAUACAUACAAGAGAGGGACAUAUAGCCGCGAAUUUUAUUAAAUAGUUUUACUACUCAUAUUUUUACCCCCUCUCCAUCUACGAGUGUCCCUUUCAAGUAGAUUGCGAUUUAAUUUUGAAACUACAGUUUCCGCGCCAAAGAGAUAAAGGUGUUGAGAGCUGGACUCUCGAAAUCUCCUUUGAUCAGGUUAAAGGCCAGGAGGAUAAUUAUGGGAGAUGAACCGUACAUGUAAUGAUUUUUACAUAAAUAAUAAUAUAAUUAUUUGUACAAUUUAUUUAUUUAUUUAUUUACUAAUUUAGAAAUAUUAACACACAUAUUAACAUUCUUCAGAAGGCAAUCGGUCACUCAAUUUUGGAUGACAUCCACAUAAAAUAUAUGUGAUCACUGUAUCCCUUCGGCUCGGCGACUAUAGUCAAAUUUACUGACGGUAUACCUCGAUUAUCAAAACAUAUUUAGCUCCUCAAAAUACAGAUAAUAACUAAAGUUAUCCUGCUUUUUACAUUUAAAAGAGCAAUUUUUAUACAUUAAUGAUUAACGGGUAAACAACCGCUGGACCAAAUGUACUGUACAUAUAUUGUUGUAAAUAUAUUUUUAAAUAAAUUAUUUUUAGUA
Psylliodes chrysocephalus is the source of this 4081-nucleotide messenger RNA. The record is from the annotation of a GenBank genome assembly. Lineage: Eukaryota; Metazoa; Arthropoda; Insecta; Coleoptera; Chrysomelidae.